Molecule: messenger RNA, 415 nt
Organism: Paramuricea clavata
Lineage: Eukaryota; Metazoa; Cnidaria; Anthozoa; Malacalcyonacea; Plexauridae
Source: the annotation of a GenBank genome assembly
AUGGCAACGAAACUUACGCAUUUAGCACCACCGCCUGCUUUUGAUGCCGAAAGUGACAAGUCGUUCUUAGCUCAACGAUGGAAAGACUGGCGUGAAAGAGUUUGACAUGUACUUGCUUGCAGCAAAUAUAACGGAUGCCAAACAAAAGCGUGCUCUCCUACUCUACGUUGCUGGUCCCGCAGUUCAUACGAUUUUCAACACGUUAACCGAUACUGGCACAGAUUAUAAAACAGCUGUGGAGAAACUCGAUAAGAAAAAUGUAAUUUACGAGAGAUAUGUACUCAAACAAACCCGACCCAGCUCUGACGAAUCGGUUGAUCAUUUCAUUACACGUCUUCGACAGCUAGCGGAUACAUGUGAGUUUGCGAGUGUAGAAGAUGAAAUUCGAGAUCAUUUUGUAAUCACUUGGCCGUGA